Nymphalis io (European peacock) is the source of this 4268-nucleotide messenger RNA. It is a transcript of the gene mys, whose product is annotated as integrin beta-PS. NCBI's taxonomy places the organism in Eukaryota, Metazoa, Arthropoda, Insecta, Lepidoptera, Nymphalidae. Bases 494 to 3016 code for a protein of 840 amino acids. Gene Ontology annotation, cellular component: focal adhesion; integrin complex; cell surface. Gene Ontology annotation, molecular function: integrin binding. The record is from RefSeq and is a predicted model, not a curated record. Gene Ontology annotation, biological process: cell-matrix adhesion; integrin-mediated signaling pathway; cell adhesion mediated by integrin. The transcript is spliced from 17 exons.
GUACUAUUAGUCACGCGUGUAUCCGGCACGGGCUGGUCGCGCAACUCGCGCUGCGAUUCUGUACGACGAGCUCUAUAUCGAAAAAUAAAAACGAGAAAACAAACCACAUAAUUACGACUCUGUCUUAUCAUAAUUUCAAUAUUUGCGGCUAAAAUAUGUUUAUUUACUAAACGUUAAUAUCUUUGUGAUAAGUGUCUCCUGUCUCCGUUUUAUUAGAUUCACAAGUGCUACAAGACUUGUUUUUUUGUUAGUAAAGGAAAAAUAUUUAAAAGUGACGAAUCGCCCUUCGAUGUAAUGUGACUAAUUAAAUUUAUAGGAAAGCGAAAUAUAUAUAUAUAUAAAUAAUUCUUGAGAAGUUAAAAGUGGGUCGUUGUUAAAAGGUGACUGGUGUUCGUAAAUAUUUAUGUAAUAAACUACAUUAUCACUGGGAGUAGACUCGGGCCAGAGUAUUAAAUAAGGAAAAGGUAUUGGUCUAAAAUCAAAACAAAGCAGUAUGAUGGAUACACGAACGAGUUUACUAUUUUGUUUGUGGGCGAGCCUGUUUGUUGCGUGCUUGGGUCAGCGCGCGGAGCAGUUGCUUGCUCAAAACCCUUGCUCCAGCAAGACGACAUGUAGCGACUGUGCCCGGACGCCGUCCUGUGCGUGGUGUUUUGCUCCCGAAUUCAAUGGACCCCGCUGCUUCAAUCCCGCCAUGGAGGGCGGCACCGCGGGUUGUGAUGAAGCUUACAUAUUCAAUCCAGACAAUCAGCAAUCUAUAGAUCCGAUCUACAAUCGCGAGCUAACAAGAGCGAAAGGUCGAUUGGGCGUAGGUAUGGAAUCUUCGUAUUUCGAGCAAUCUAUGAGCAGCAGCAGCAGUAGCAGCAGCAGUAGCAGCAGCAGUGGUGGUUACAUGGCAGCCGGAGCCGGUGGCGAGAACUUGGUUCAAAUUAAGCCGCAGAGAGUGAAGCUACAACUCCGAAUGAAUCAGAUGCAAAAGAUGACGUUUUCCUACGCACAAGCUCAAGACUACCCGGUGGAUCUUUACUACCUCAUGGACUUGAGUAGAUCGAUGAAAAACGACAAAGAGAAACUCAGUACGCUCGGUAGUUUACUUUCGAGUACUAUGAGAAAUAUUACUUCGAACUUCCGUAUCGGUUUUGGAUCGUUCGUUGACAAACUCGUCAUGCCAUAUGUUUCAACUGUACCUAAAAAUCUUAUAUCACCUUGCGACGGUUGCGCGGCGCCCUACGGGUACAAGAAUCAAAUGUCUCUCAGCAAUGACACCGACUUUUUCGAUAAAGCAGUAGCCCGCGCUGACGUGUCCGGUAACUUGGACGCGCCGGAGGGAGGCUUCGACGCCAUCAUGCAAGCCGUCGUGUGUAAGAAUGAAAUCGGCUGGAGGGAACACGCCAGGAAGCUUCUCGUGUUCUCCACUGACGCAGGAUUCCAUUACGCCGGUGAUGGAAAGUUAGGAGGUAUUGUGCAGCCGAAUGACGGAGAAUGCCACAUGGAAGACAACUCAUAUACUCAUUCAACAACACAAGAUUAUCCCAGUAUCUCACAAAUUAAUCUCAAGGUUAAACAGCACGCAAUAAACGUCAUAUUCGCGGUGACGGCGGAGCAGAUCAGCGUGUACGAGCAGCUCAGCAAGCACAUCGAGGGCUCCAGCUCCGGCAUACUCAGCGACGACUCUGACAACGUAGUGGACCUCGUGCGCGAACAGUACAACAAAAUUACCUCAACUGUAGAAAUGAAAGAUACAUCCAGUGACGCUGUGCAGAUAUUGUACUAUUCUUCAUGCCUGGGCAGUAAGGACAACAUGGUGCAGACCAGCAAAUGCGAAGGCCUUAAAGUUGGUGAUGUUGUGGAAUUCUCAGCUGAAAUCACACUGAAAGAAUGUCCCAAGGACCCAAGCAAGUGGAAGCAGAGUUUCAGUAUUUAUCCAGUCGGUGUGUCUGAAAGUCUCAAUGUAGAAUUGGAAAUGCUCUGCGACUGUCCAUGCGAACAUCCCGGACAUCAUGCGUACAACGACAGCCCGCUGGUGUGCAGCGGCGAGGGCACGUCGGCGUGCGGCGUGUGCGUGUGCAAGGCGGGCCGCUUCGGGAAGAGCUGCGAGUGCUCCGCGCACGGCGGGGUGUCGGUGGAGCAGGAGCGCGGCUGUCGGCCCACCAACGCCUCCAGCGGCCCGCUCUGCUCCAACCGCGGCACCUGCAUCUGCGGCGUCUGCGAGUGCAACAAGAUGGACGACCCGCUCAAGGUCAUCUCCGGUCCGUUCUGCGAGUGCGACAACUUCACGUGCGACAUGAAUAAGGGGCUGCUGUGCUCGGGCCCGGAGCACGGCGAUUGCGUGUGCGGCAAGUGCAGCUGUCGCCCGGAGUACAGCGGGCCCGCCUGCCAGUGUCUCAAGGACCAGACGCCGUGCAUAUCGCGAGAAAAUGGAAAAAUAUGCAGUGGAAAUGGAAAAUGUGUGUGCGGCCAGUGCGUGUGUAACGUAGACGACGACCGACACUAUUCCGGAAAAUACUGUGAUAAAUGUCCGACAUGUCCCGGUAAAUGCGAAGACUUCAAGGAGUGCGUUCUGUGUGAGGUGCACAAGCGCGGGUCCGCUUACAACCCCGACGAGCCAGCGCGGGACUGCGGAGACUGCAACCUCUUCCCGGAGGUCGUCGAGGGGAAGAUCGAAGCAAACGAAACAUUGAACGAACAUUUGUGCAGUUUUUACGACGAUGAAGAUUGUCUUUACGUGUACGUGUACUCCUACAACGAAACACAACAUCUUCAUAUACGAGCUCAAAAGGAACACGAAUGCCCGCGAAAGGUAUUUAUUCUCGGUAUCGUGCUGGGUGUAAUCGCCGCCAUUGUACUGGUAGGUUUGGCUCUGCUUAUGCUGUGGAAGAUGGUCACAACUAUACACGACCGUCGCGAGUUUGCACGCUUCGAAAAGGAGCGCAUGAUGGCCAAAUGGGACACGGGCGAGAAUCCUAUUUACAAGCAAGCGACAUCCACAUUCAAAAAUCCAACUUACGCCGGUAAAUAAUAAUCUGAGUAAAGAGAUCUGUAUAAUUGCUUACGACUUAUUUAUGCUAUUAAAGCGUUGGAGAAAAAAAAUGCAUUUGAAUAUAAUCUAGAAAUCAGUAUUUGCUAUAUAUUAUGUAGACAUUUUUAGAUGAUGUUUUUGACAAAUAGAAGCUGAUGUAGAUGAUAAAAGAUAUAUAAGCCUUAAAACGUGCCUUUGAAAUAAAAUAUUUUUGAAAUCGCUAAGCUAUAUGAAAUAUACCGUCUCUAUUAUACAUUUUCAACACUGUUUGUACAAUAUAUUGUAAAAUGCAUUUUAAAAAAUGUCAAAGGGGAUCUGUUAUAAUCUCAGAUUUUUUGUAUCUAUUUAGAGUACGCCUUUUGUACUUAUAUCCAAUUUAUCUCUUUUGUAAACAAUGUUUUUAUGUUAUUGUACUUAUUAUUAUUUUGCUAAUACUUUUUUGAUUGUGAUUUUUUUUUUUGGAUAAUGCUAAAAACAAUAAGUGUUGACGGAUUAUUUUUUAUCUAUAUUAAAAGCUUUACUAUUUAAAAAAUUAACGAAAAUACUGUUUACAAAAGAAAACACUAUUGGAAUAUAGUUCACAUGUGUGAGUGUUUGAUGUAUGUACUUAUGUGUGUAGUUUGUGUAUAUCGAAUGAAAUAUGGUUUCUUUAAUAAACCAUGUUGCCUUUGAUAAAUAUUAGUUUGUUAUUAGUGUCAGAUUUUAGAUUGGAGAUAAUUAUAAUAUUUUAUUAUAAGUUAUGAACAAAUUUCAAAACAGCUUCUAUGUAAACUCGACUAUACUGUGACUACGGUUUAUAUUUCACGUGUAAUGGGUUUUACGUUACAUACAUUAUGAUUGUGAAAAUUUUGUGUCUUAAUAUUUAAUAAUUAAUAUUAAAAACGUACUGCCGCUUCUUCUGGUCUAGUGCCUUAUAAUAAUAUAAAUUAGUGCCAUUACUAAUCGUAAAAUAUUAAGGAAGUGUUAUUUAUUUCGACAUUAAUAUCGAGUAAUAUAAAACAUAGAUUUAUUUAAAAUGUAAGUAAUAUAAGUUUUAUUUUGUUUUAAUGAAGUAAUCAAAGCACACAACUAUUAUUAUAUUGUAUUAACGCAUUAAGAUGGACUCUAUAGAUUUGGAUAUUAUUUUAUUUUGUAAUAAUCAUGUGAUAUGUCAUAUAAAAUGAUUGUUAAUUGUAUAUAUUUUUAGUUUCUCUAUUAAAACAGUUGUGGACUUUUAUAAAUACCUAAUAAAAUUAACUUCUAAAAUAAACAA